AUGUCGCUCACACCAAGCGCAACCUCGUCUAUCGACGGGGAGAAGCAACGAAGACCAAACACCGAUAUCGAGCAGCCGCCAAUCAUCGAGAAGCAACCCGAAUCGAUCGAACCUACAACAGCACCCGAAGCAGUAAGCCCAUGGCACCCAAGCCAAUUCCCGGAUGGUGGCAAAGACGCGUAUCUAUGUCUGCUCGGAGCAGCUUGCUGCUUGUUUUGCUCGUUCGGUUGGAUCAACUGCUUGGGCAUCUUCCAGAACUAUUAUCAGAGGAACCAACUCCGCGACUAUUCGCCUUCGACAAUCGCCUGGAUCGCCUCGCUGGAGAUCUUCUGCAUGUUCCUGCCCGGCCCAAUCGUAGGAUGGGUCUACGACAACCACGGUCCCAGAUACAUACUCAUAUUCGGAACGCUCAUGCAUGUAUUCGGCCUCAUGAUGACCAGUCUGUGCACUGAGUUCUGGCAGUUCGUCUUGGCUCAGGGCAUAUGCAGUCCUUUAGGGUUGAAUUGCAUUUUCCAGGCGGGAACAAGCUCCAUCCCGACUUGGUUCCUCAAGAAGCGAGGUAUCUCAUACGGCAUGAUGGCAGCCGGUAGUGGACUCGGCGGCAUUAUCUUUCCAAUCAUGGCGUCCCAUCUCAUUCCUAAGAUCGGUUACGGGUGGACAAUGCGCACCAUUGCAUUCGUGAUCUUGGGUCUCAUGUGCAUCGCUGGCCUCACAGUCAAAUCCCGACUUCCGCCCAGGCCUCGUCCAUUCCAGCUGAAGGUCUUCCUGGAACCCUUCCAUGACGUUAGCUUCGUCUUGCUCACCACUUCGUCGUUCCUCUUUUUCUUCGGACUAUUCAUCCCCAUCAACUUUAUCGAAGUGCAGGCAAUCGCUAAUGGCAUGUCCGUUCGCCUCGCGGGAUAUCUUCUGGCUGUUCUCAACGCCGCUAGCAUUUUCGGUCGGAUCAUCCCCGGCGCUCUUGCAGACAAAGUUGGCAAAUUCAACAUGCAGGCGCUUUGGUGCUCGGUCGCAGGCAUCAUCGUCCUUGCCCUCGGUCUUCCCGCAUCCGGUAACGCAGCAUAUAUUACAUUCGCAGCUAUCUACGGUUUUUCAUCUGGCGCUUUUGUGUCUCUACUUCCCGCUCAGAUAGCGCACAUCUCGAAAGUCGAGCAGAUCGGUCUACGCGUAGGGGUUAUCUUUGCCUCCAUCUCAUUCGCGGGUCUGGUUGGCAAUCCGAUUGCAGGCGCUAUUGUGUCGAGAAACAACGGGAAAUACUGGGGCUUGAACGUCUUUGCGGGUAUCAUGCUACUAGCCGGCGCAUCUAUGUUCUUCUGUACGAGAAUGUACAUUGCGAAGUGGCGGUUGCUUGUGAGGGUCUAG
This is a messenger RNA of Cucurbitaria berberidis CBS 394.84, 1359 nucleotides long. Its product is annotated as MFS general substrate transporter. Lineage: Eukaryota; Fungi; Ascomycota; Dothideomycetes; Pleosporales; Cucurbitariaceae. Gene Ontology annotation, molecular function: transmembrane transporter activity. Gene Ontology annotation, biological process: transmembrane transport. Gene Ontology annotation, cellular component: fungal-type vacuole membrane. The transcript is spliced from 2 exons. The coding region runs from base 1 to 1359 and encodes 452 amino acids. The record is from RefSeq and is a predicted model, not a curated record.